GUGCAGGCUGUAUCUGGGGCAGCUGGGGGCGCGCAGCGAGCUGCAAAAAUGUUGCGCGUUCAAGGGAGAGAAGAAAAAAUGUUCGGAGUCUGCGCAGUUCGGUUGUUCUCUCGACACUCCGAACUUUCGGGAGAACCGACGGAGAAAGGAGGGGAGGGAGAGAACAACGCCAUUUUCCUGGCCCUGUGCAGUCCGACAGGUGUCUUCAGUCCAGACUGGCAGGUAGAUCAGGACCAAGCAGUCCUGUAAUUUGGAGUUGGUUACAAACUGAGUUGUAGUAGGCCGUCGGAGGAGGAGGUGAAGAAGGAGAAGGAGAAGAAGAAGAAGAAGUGGACGAGGCAAAGGUGGAGCCAUGUCAGCCUCUUGGCGUGAGGACGAGGAAGAGUCGAAGGUGGGAGGAGUACGAGGGUCGAGGCUCAAACCGAGGUUCUCCUUCAAUGAGGUCAAACUGCUGCUGGAGGCAGUGAAGAUGAACAGAUACAUCAUCCUCAGGAAGUUCAACCAAGGGGUGUCGGCUGAAGCCAAGAAACAGACCUGGGCUGAAAUCACCAAUCAGAUCAACAGUCUGGGAGAGAAUCACAGAGAGGUGCGUCAGAUCAUGAAGAAAUGGGCGGAUCUCAAAUGUGACGGGAAGCGACGUGCCAUCGCCCUCCGGGGCCCCAACGGCAGCAACGUGCGGAAGAAGAACCUGGGCCCCGUGGAGAGGAUGGUCAAUAAGAUACUAAUGAUGAGCCCUCGAGGAGGCGGUGACAGCGAUCUGGACUUUGGCGAAGACGAAGACCUUUCCAAGCUUUACAGUAAAGGGCCACCCACCACUACGGCCUCCUACUCCUACCUCAGCUUAACGGACAGUUCCCACUCUAUUCCUGGAGGAGCCCCCUACGACCUUUCUCCUCUCUCCUCACCAGAGAAAGAACUUGGCGAUACUUUCCACUCCUCCUCUGAUUUUGAGCUGCCUGACGAUGGAGAUGGUACCAUGGACUUUGAAGAAAACGACGACUCCAUGUUGUCCUCCUACCCUUCCCCUCUUCCCCCACCCUCAACCUCUCUGGACCCUCUGCCUGACAACGCCCUGCUGAGGAUGAAGCCAGUCCACACCUACUCCCGGAACCACAGCCAGAACCACACCUCCCCCAGACCCGCCUCUGUGGCCUCGGGUUUGCCUCCCGUGUCGGAUUCAGAUGCCGCCUCGUCCUCUGCUGCUCCUCCCCCGUCGCGGUCGCCACCAAGCUCCAACACGACCACCUCCUCCCUCCCUGCUCCUUCCUCCUCCUCCACAUUAGUCACAGCCAAUACCUGCACCCCUCACCCUGCGCCGCCCUCUUCCUCCAUCCCUGGUGCUCCCGCCCUCACCGCCACUGUAUCUUCCAACUCUCAUGGACCUGUUCCCUCCUCCUCGGGCCUCCCACCCAACCGUCCCUCCACCUCAGGCUCCAGCCUGUCUGACCCCCUACCGGCCGGGGCGUCCUCCCGCAGGGCCCACGACCACGUGGCGCAGAUGGCCUCUCAGGGCCUCCAGCAGCAGCGGGCCAGCAGGAUGCUCCUGACCUCGGUGUCUCAGUCCCUGGAGAUACUGGCUCAGUCUGUCCAGCUGCUGGUGGAGAGCCAACAGGAGUUUGUGCAGGAGUCUCUGCUGCUGCAGAGGGAGACGGUGGACAUCCUCAGGGAUUUCUCCAACACGGCACUGACCAUGCUGAGAGACAAAUCCAACAGUGGGCAGCUGGCGACACAUCACCCUCAUCCCACCGCACACUUGUGAGAAACGGAGAUGGAUAAUGUCGCAGGCUUUCAAAUCAAACAAGGGCAGGCGACCACAUGCCAAGUGCAGGGGAGCAGACUCCACAUGCCGUCCUUGUGAUUUGAAAACAUCCGUGUUGUUGGUAAAACCUUGAAAGACACAGCUGAUUUAACGUCACAAGCCACUUGGGCUGAUGGACAGAAACGUUCCCUCCUGAGAACGGGACAAUAAAUUAAAUGUGGCCCCAGAGGCACAAACACAUAGUCGUAGGCCAUGAUCUCAUAGGCUGCUUAUUUAUGUGCCUGAAUCUCGUUGUUUUCCUCUCCCGUUGGUUUGGUGCGGCCCGUGUGUUUUCCACACUGUAACUAGCAUUUUAAAGUUUUGAGCUGCUGAAAUCACACAACCAGAGAUGGACUGGGUGGACUUUCACCAGUUGGCUGCCCUCCUGGGUCACUUGAUUUAACCGGCUCACUGACUGAGAGGAAAUUAACGAAGUAACCGUAACUUUUGACUGUUCUCAAAUGGAGUAACAUGAGCUGCUGAGAUAGAGAAUAAGACUCAUAACCGUGAUAAGGACAAAAGUGAGUAUGCAAAAAAACACUGACAAAUUUAUAAUAAACCAUUUUAAAACAAA
Molecule: messenger RNA, 2372 nt
Organism: Cyclopterus lumpus (lumpfish)
Lineage: Eukaryota; Metazoa; Chordata; Actinopteri; Perciformes; Cyclopteridae
Exons: 7
Coding region: 353-1759 (468 amino acids)
Cellular component (GO): nucleus
Source: RefSeq, a predicted model, not a curated record